AUGAUGGACGACGAGGGAAAAUUCGUGAUUCCUGGGGAGGUGAUCUACGACGCAGAGGAAAAGAAAACCUACGUGCCCGGCAAAGGAUGCUAUCAGAUGCAAGGACUUGUUCGUGCCUCGACCAUCGGCUAUGUACACAUUCAUCCACAUAAACAGGGAGAGAAGACGAUACACUAUGUAGAUGUUCAAAUCGGGGAGAAAGUGGUCGACACAGUAAUGCCCGAAGAAGGAACCAUCGUCACGGCAAUUGUAAAAGAUGUUGGGCAACAAUGGGCCGGCUGCCAUCUACUUUCGAUCGAGGACCGCAAAAUUUCCAAAGACUUCGACUACAUUCUACCGAAAAAGAACAUGCGAAGCUCGUUGUUCUUAAGUGAUAUUGAAAUUCUCGAUUGUGUGCAACCCUGUGACAUCAUUCUGGCCCGAAUCGUCGACUAUUCUUUCCAAAAACGAGCGUAUGUUCUGUCGAUAGCCGAAGACGAAUUAGGAGUGGUUUAUGCAAAAGGACGCAAAUCUCGACUUCGCCCAUUGGACUUCGAAACAGUAAUUGAUGAUCUCACUGGAAUAAAAGAAAAACGGAAAAUUGCAAAAGUUCCUAUGCACUUGAACGACGAGCUUUUCGCGAAAUUAAUACAACCAGGAGAAUCGACGGCG
Mesorhabditis belari is the source of this 651-nucleotide messenger RNA. The record is from the annotation of a GenBank genome assembly. Lineage: Eukaryota; Metazoa; Nematoda; Chromadorea; Rhabditida; Rhabditidae.